UUGAUUGUCACAAGUGCCGAGUGGAGCUCGCCGAGUAAGGAAGUCCCAACCUUGUUCCGAGCCUCGGUUCCUUCCGUGAUUGCGCGCGAUUUCCGUGAAGUGUAUAUCUCCGUCUCCGAGAAGCUGGUCUUUCUCUCUUCUUCCUUUCUCUAUUUCUGCAAAUUCAAAAUGCCAGAUUCAGAUCACACCGAAGCGGAGGCGCUGGACGACACUCAGCAUGUGGGGGCAUCCAGUCCGAUGCCCGCGGGGAAAUCAACGACAAAACGACAAUUGCUAGCAGCCCUGACUGCGACCGACGUGACUAUCCGGCGAUUAGAUUUACUUCUAUCCUCAGCCAGCGGAGAAGAACGAGUCCUCGCAACCACAAAUUAUGUCGCAUCAAUCCUCCACCACCUCUGUGCUUCAGCGCCUUGGAUCGCGUUACAAACCCGACUUGGAAUCUUAAGGCGAUUACGAGGCAGAGUCUCUUCACAGCCCUCCUAUUCCAAACCCUCCCCCUCCUCCGCUAGAUGGUCCGCUCUCUCCAACCUCGCCUCUGAAACCCGUUACAACAUUCGCCUCUUCGGUCUCAUUCCACUCUGGGUCUGGGGCUCCCAAGAGAUCAAAUCACCACACGCCGAUCCUAUAAUCCACGCCCUCACCAUCCUCCAAGUCAUCUCCAACGUUAUCUACCAACUCCUCGAAAACAUAGCCUACCUCGCCGGAAAGGGCGUCGUCUCCAAGAAAUGGAUCAAUAAGUACGGCGGCAUCGAUAUCUGGUAUAUAUGGAGUACCCGUGGCUGGUUUGGGCAUAUUUUCUUCCAAUUCUUCGUUCUCUGGCGGGAACAUGUCCUGCGCAAAAGACGCUUGGCGGCUAAACGCGCUGCCGUCGGCAAUGUCGAGACGAAGGAAAUCAAAGCUGAAGAGGCCGAGGCACUGCGUCUGGAGAUUAGGUCUUGGAAGAAGAGCCUGGUUAACAAUACUAUCUGGGCUCCGUUGUGCAUUCAUUGGAGUUUCGAGAAAGGUGUUGGUAUCCCGGAGAGCAUGAUAGGCUUGGGCAGUUUCAUGGCUGGCGCUUGGGGACUUUAUGAUGCCUGGGUCGCUACAGGCAAAGCGUGA
This is a messenger RNA of Penicillium odoratum, 1098 nucleotides long. RefSeq lists its product as uncharacterized. The record is from RefSeq and is a predicted model, not a curated record. Gene Ontology annotation, biological process: peroxisome fission. NCBI's taxonomy places the organism in Eukaryota, Fungi, Ascomycota, Eurotiomycetes, Eurotiales, Aspergillaceae. Gene Ontology annotation, cellular component: peroxisomal membrane. The transcript is spliced from 2 exons.